GUCUCGUCCACUCUCCAGUACGCCUAUAUCUCCACUUUCCCCACACCCGCCGUGAAUCUCGCACCAUAGUGAACCAAGCGAUCGAUCGAAGUUCCACUCAUCACUCAUGGGGAAGGACUCCACCGCCGCCGGCGGUAUUCCGAUCAUGCGGAAGGACCACUACAAGUCCCUUGGUGUGAACAAGGCGGCCACGGCCGGCGGGAACGGUAAGGGCACGGGCGGCAUUCCGCUCACGGGGAUGGACCACUACGAGAUCGUGGGCGUGAACAAGGUGGCCACCGCCGCCGGCGGAGACGGUAAGCGCCUCGCCUUCGCCGACGGGAGCGGUGGAGUCGUGGGCGGCGCAAAGGGCGCGGCCAGGGCCGUUGCCGUCGUCCCAGGAGGUGCGAAGGGAACAGCUGGUCGGCGCUUGGGAGGCGCGUCGGCGUUCUCCUCCACUGAUCACAGCACCUGCAAGACGGCCCUGAGGCCCCUGAAGAUCAUCAAUGAGUACCACUAUGAGGAGGAGAAUUGCGGUGCGCUCGAGGACGAUGGCACGACAUUGUCCUACACCCAACGCAGCACCAUUAAGACGGCCGUGAAGGUCGUGAAUGAGUACUACCAUGACCAUGAGGAGGAGAACCGUUGUUUGUCCGAAGACGGAGGCAAGGAAGAUCAGGGCAAGGACAUACAGUACGAUGAUGAACUUCUAGCUUAUGAAGACAACGAUGGUGCUGAGAUGGGCCAUGGUGGCAGUGGUGAAGGCGGCUACAACGCGUAUACCAGGAUUGGCGAUGACGAUGCCGGAGCCGGGGACGUAGAUGACUUCCUGAACGGUGAUAACUACUACUAUGAUGUUGCUGCGACGGGUUUUGAUGGCUACUACGAGGAUGGUGGAGAUGGAGCUGAUGGCUGGUGGUAAUGAUCGAUGACAAGACCUCUUUGAAAGGUGAGAAAAUGACAGCGUCCCUGGAACCUGUUUCGAAAUUGUAAGAUAAGAAUGCCAUGAAGUGCAAGUCUCAAUGCAGUUUGUAUCCCGUAAGUUAUCUUAGCUUCUGUAGUCGAUGAAGUUCUAGGUAAGCUUCUGCCUUAGCGUUUGUUGUAUGGUGAUCGCCAAACCCAGGAGAUCAAAUCAGUCUUUGUAUCUGGGGGAUCUUAACAACAUCAUGAUCCCUUGUGAUAGAAGUACUGCUGAUGUAAAUUAUAAUCCUAUGUGUUCCUUAUGUACCAUGUUAAGAUUUGUGGUGUUUUUUA
This is a messenger RNA of Lolium perenne, 1233 nucleotides long. RefSeq lists its product as uncharacterized. Lineage: Eukaryota; Viridiplantae; Streptophyta; Magnoliopsida; Poales; Poaceae. The record is from RefSeq and is a predicted model, not a curated record.